UCCAUUGUUUUAAAUCAGUUUAUCCCUUUCGACUGUAUCAUUUGAACAGUAUUACAAUAGAAAAAAAAAAUUAAACCUAGUAAGGCCUCUGAAAGUGGAGGCAGUGUACUAUAAACUCAUUCCCCCUAAUGUCCAGAUCGUAUCAGCAGAAGGUCGUCCAUUCGGACAAGAAAGACUUUGAAUGGUUUUCAAAUCUGACCUCUAACCAGGGUUUACCAUUUUCCAGACCAGGUCUUCUCCCCCUUUCCCAUGACUCCACUAUUAUCCCUCCACCCGUUCCAGAAUCAAUUCCCACAACCCCAGACGCAGAAAUCACAUUACAGAUGUUCAACUCUUAUAAUGAUCCUCCUCCUGCGUUACCCCAAUACAACGUAUCCGUUCUCAGAGCCAGAAACAGGCAAGAGUCAGACGUGCUGAGUACCCCAGAGGUACCACCCAUGACGUUAAACAACCCUCCUAAAAACCUUCAUCGUGUCAUUGCCGCGUGUACCUGGUGUUUCUGUUGUGGUUUCAGUGAUGGUGCCCCAGGUGGUCUCUUACCAACCAUCGAGGCAUACUACAACGUCUCGUAUACAAUGGUUUCUCUCAUUUGGAUGGCUAGUGCCCUUGGAUUCAUUCUCGUGGCGUUUUUAUCCUCCACGUUGAGCCGGUAUCUCGGUAAACGGACCUCUCUUUGUGUGGGUAUUGCUUUUCAGGUCGCGAUGUAUGCCAUGGUCAGUCCAGGAGGUCCAUUCGAGGUAACUGUCGUGGCCUUCUUCUUCUGUGGUACUGGCUUGGCAAUUUGUUCAGCACAGCUAAACAUCUUCCUCAGUAGGCUAGACCACUCAGCCACAUAUUUGGGCUACUUCCAUGGCUGCUACGGAGCCGGUGCCACGGUUGCACCCCUUAUCUCCAAGUCUAUGGUGAAUGCCGGAGUGAAAUGGAGCUACUUCUAUGCAAUCCUUCUUGGCUUGGCCUUCUGUAACGUAGCAAACUUUUGGGUAGCCUUUGAAGGAGCAGAUGAAGAUUUAAAGCCAUGGGAGGCAACUGUGGGUGAAACGCCGACCCAGAAUGCAAGGGACGAAGAACAAGCGGAGAUAUCAUUGGUGUCAAUCGAUGCCUGGAUACCUAAUAACAGUACUAUUGCUCCUGAUUGUUAUGACAUUGGCUAUAUAUACACCAAAACCAAGGACGAGCCAAAAAGGGUGCGUGUGGGAGGCUCAAUUAUGGAUCAUACAGACACCAAAGACUGUGAAUUCAACUCCCAACUUAGUACCAACCCAACUACUGGGAUAUCAGGUUAUUUCCAAGAUCGGAACGAGACAAAUCAAGGUUCUCACAAUGAAAUGGCCGCCCCUAUGACAAGCAUUAAUUAUGGAUACGAAAUGGAGACUCCAUCAGUAUCCGUUGCUCAAUCAGCGAGUAUGGCUCCGUCUCUUCCGCUUAUUCCAACUUCCAGGAAAGAAAGCCUCACCAUGCUUGUUCUCAAGGACAUUCCUCUGGGGCUUCUAUGCCUCUUUUCAAUGUUUUACACCGGGGGUGAGGUGGCUCUCGGGGGCUGGGUCGUGACCUUUCUCCUUCGGUCCCGAAAUGGUAAUCCCCGCAACAUCGAGUAUGUUGCUUCCGGGUUCUGGGCUGGUUUGACGAUUGGCCGUCUUGGUCUUACGCGUCUUGGCAAUAGAUACUUGGGCGGACGUAGAGGCGUCAUAGUUUUCAUGCUCUUGGCCAUUAUCUUUGGCUUGCUCACCUGGUUGGUUCUGAAUGUGGUUGUCGCAGGUUUGUGCGUGGGACUUUGUGGAAUGGCCAUCGGCCCAGUCUACCCACUAAUGAUUACAGUGGCUACAAGACACUUUCCGCGAAAGGUCCUGGUGGUGGCGUUGACGAUUAACACGGCGAUGGGGUCGGCCGGGGGUGCUCUCUUUCCAUUCCUUGUGGGUCUACUCUCUCAGUAUGUAGGGACCUACGUGGUGAUGCCUGUUUUUAUUGGGUUGUUCAGCGCGUGUUUGGGCUUUUGGUUAGUAUUGCCAAAUAUUGAUCGGAAUGUUAAAACUGCCUGGUGGCAUCAUGUUUGGUGAGUUGCGCUAGUUCUCAGCUCUGAGCUCUAUUAGACCCACUGAUAGAUUCUAUGUGAUUUCCUGAAACUUGCAUAUGCCUUAUAGACGUAUGUAUACGUGUUGUAGCCCUUCGUGCAUGGCGUAGCUAUUCCCGAUCGGGAAAUAUUUCGCGAUCAAUUGCUUACUAUAUGACGAGUUAGUACCCUGUAGGGAUAUUUUUGUCGUCUACAAUCUAGUAU
Babjeviella inositovora NRRL Y-12698 is the source of this 2272-nucleotide messenger RNA. RefSeq names its product MFS transporter. The record is from RefSeq and is a predicted model, not a curated record. Lineage: Eukaryota; Fungi; Ascomycota; Pichiomycetes; Serinales. Gene Ontology annotation, biological process: transmembrane transport. Gene Ontology annotation, molecular function: transmembrane transporter activity. The coding region runs from base 129 to 2054 and encodes 641 amino acids. Gene Ontology annotation, cellular component: membrane. The transcript has a single exon.